Messenger RNA from Caenorhabditis sp. 36 PRJEB53466, 5276 nucleotides. NCBI's taxonomy places the organism in Eukaryota, Metazoa, Nematoda, Chromadorea, Rhabditida, Rhabditidae. The record is from the annotation of a GenBank genome assembly.
AUGAGCCGAAUAAAUUGGAAAAAGUCGGCGGCGACGACUCCGACGAGUCCGCAGUUCCCGUCGCCCCGACUCAUUUCCCUGCCGAGAUGCGCCUCGUCGUCAAUCGAUCGGAAGGUGAGACUAACACCCAGAAAUGUCCUCGUUUUCACUAACUUUUCAUGUUUUUUGUCUGAAAUUGCGGAAAAAUUGAGUAGAAUUGAUAUGCAUUUAAAAAAAAACCUGAAAACCACUGUUUAUCCUAACAUUUUCUGUUUCACUGAAAAUAUGUAAAUUUUCAAUAGAAAAAAAUUUCAUUACCUUCAUUAGUGUUCCACAUUUUUUUUUUCUCAUUUUUACCACCCGUUCCACCCGAAAACGCUCAAAUUUUCCGUUUUCAGGACCAAGCGUCGCCGAUGGCUUCUCCGUCAACUCCACAAUAUCCGAAGCACAGCGACAGUCUGCACUCUCUGUCGGGCAAUACGACGAGCGAACGGGAACCGCCGAAAUUCAAGUACAAAAUGAUCAUGGUGCAUUUGCCGUUCGAUCAGCACUCUCGUGUUGAGGUAAACCGGAAAAAUCACGAUAAAUUUGCUGGGCAAAUUUCGGCCGACGCUUUUCGAAGGCCAGGACUUUUGACCGAUUUGCAAUUAUCCGAUCGGGCCAAACUUUGCAGACUUCCUUGGAAAUGGAUUGGAAUAUAUUGGGUCCAAGUUUCAGACCGUCCCGAUCAUCUGGUCCCUAGAUAUACUGGUUUGAGACCGAUAACACGGGAAUUGCGAAAAUUGCGCCCCUCUCGGGACCAGAUGAUGGGAUGGACUUGAAACUUGGAAUCAAUAUACUUCAAUCCGUGUCCUAGAAGCCUGCAAAGUUUGGUUCCGAUCAGAUCAUUGCAAAGUGGCUCAAAAGUCCAGGCUUCGAAAAGCCUUUAAGCCAGAAAUGUUCAGUUUCACCGAAAAUCUGUAAGUUUUGAGUUAAAAAAAUUUUGGUCUAAAAGUAAUUUUUUUUUUUCAAUUUUCCACUGCUAAUUUUUGCAGGUGCGACCCGGAGAAACCGCACGUGACGCCAUCUCGAAAUUGCUGAAAAAGCGAAAUAUAACGCCACAAUUGUGUCACGUCAGCAGCUCAUCAGACCCGAAACAGGAGAUUAUCGACUUAUCCGUAAGAAUUUUGACAUUUUCUCUUUUUUUUCUGAAAGUCUGUUGCCGGAAAUCUGUUUUUUUUAAAGGAAACGAUGGAGUCGAUCGCGGCGAGGCUGUCGGGCAACGAAUUGUGGGUACAUUCCGAGUACCUGAACACUGUUUCCUCGAUCAAACACGCCAUCGUGCGGAGGACGUUCAUUCCGCCCAAAUCGUGCGAUGUCUGCAAUAAUCCCAUAUGGAUGAUGGUAAAAUUUCGCUUUUUCUAGCCUAACAAGCGUUUUUUUCAGCCACUUUGGGGAAAAAAAUACAAAAAAAGUCUGAAAAACAGAUACACUCUUUACUGUUUCAAAAAAAUUUUAUUCAGCUGUCGGAAGGGAUUUCAUGCAGUACAUUGAAACUGUUGAUUAUUUGCAGGGGUUUCGGUGUGAAUUCUGUCAGUUCAAAUUCCACCAGAGAUGUUCGUCGUUCGCACCGCUCUACUGUGACCUGCUGCAAUCGGUGCCGAAAAAUGAGGAUGUGAGUGAGAAAUAUUCGUGUUUUUUCGAAUUUUCGAAAGGAGUCAGCAUGAAAAAAUUUAUGGGAAUUCAGAGAAACCGUAAAAAACAAGUUCGAAGACAAAACUGAAUUUCCGUUUGUUCCUCAACAAAAUUGUCUUAAAAUGCGUGUUUCAGCUGGUGAAGCAGUUGUUCGGGAUCGCGUCGGAAGUGGAAGGACCGGACCGUUCGGUGGCGGAAAUCGUGCUGGCGGGUCUCGCACCGACUUCGGGCCAGUCGCCCGCCGCCACGCCCGACAGCAGCCAUCCGGAUCUGACGAGCAUCAAACGGACGGGCGGCGUGAAAAGGCAUCCGAUGGCCGUUUCGCCGCAGCAGGAGACCUCCCAACUCUCGCCCGCAGGCCCCUACCCGCGGGACCGCUCCUCCUCGGCGCCCAACAUUAAUGCGAUCAACGACGAGACGACCGUACAGCACAAUGUGAGUUUUUGGGCCAACGGCGUUGAAAAAUCACGUUUUCAACACUUUAAACGAAUUCACGUGUUUUCAGCAACGAAUCCUGGACGCGCUGGAAGCGCAGAGACUGGAGGAGGAGUCGAGAGACAAGACGGGCUCGCUGCUCUCGACGCAAUGCCGCCACCGGCCGCACUUCCAAUCCGGCCACAUUCUGUCGGUGGCGGGCGCCCGCAUGAACCGACUGCACCCGCUCGUCGACUGCUCGCCGCUCGGCUCCAACUCACCCACCUCCACGUGCUCCUCGCCCCCCGGCGGCCUCAUCGGAGCAUCGAACCACACGCUCGCAGGUGCUCAGAGCCCCAACGUGUCGGGCAGUUCGUCCCUUGUAGCCGCCCAUCUUCACACUCUUCCGUUGACGCCGCCGCAAUCCGCUCCGCCGCAAAAGGUUUGUACUACUAUCGGGGCAUUUGAAUGUGAAUGCGGUCUGUUGAGAAACGAGAUGAAAACUGGAUCGUAUCACAAAAAUCAGCAAGUUUUCAAAAAUGUCAAUUUUCCAUUCGAAAACUCUCAGAUCUCGCCGGGAUUCUUCCGUAACCGAAGCCGAUCGCCCGGGGAACGAAUCGACGCGCAACGGUCCCGUCCGCCGCAGAAACCGCACCACGAGGACUGGGAAAUAUUGCCCAACGAGUUUGUGGUACGUUUGCACAAUUUUUAGAACUUUUCCGAUGCUUUUGGCAUACUUGCAAACGGGGUUUGAAGCGAGUUAUCAGCCGGGGCCGGUUUGCAAAGGGUCCUAUUCUCCACCCUUCAAAAAUGUUCGAUGGAAGUUGUGAAGCUGUAACUUUGCACAGAAACCUCACAUUUACCUCUAACCUGGCUCAUUUUUAAAAGCACAAACACAAUUUGUCAAUCAAUCAGAUGUCUCUGUGUUUUUCGCAUGUAUGAAAAGCCGGGCCGUGCAGUAGUUUUACAGUUUCACCGAAAAUAUGAAUUUUUCCAUCACUUUCCAAACAAUUUCCUAUUCGUUUUCAGAUUCACUACAAAGUGGGCUCCGGCUCGUUCGGAACCGUCUUCCGUGGCGAAUUUUUCGGAACGGUCGCCAUAAAAAAGCUGAAUGUGGUCGAUCCGACGCCCUCGCAAUUGGCCGCCUUCAAAAAUGAGGUACGCGCAUUUUUUUUUUGGAUUUUCCUAACGAUUUCUCAUUUGCAGGUGGCGGUGCUGAAAAAGACGCGUCAUCUGAACGUGUUGCUCUUCAUGGGAUGGGUCCGUGAGCCCGAAAUUGCAAUCAUCACGCAAUGGUGCGAAGGAUCCAGUCUUUAUAGGCAUAUUCAUGUACAGGGUAGGAUUUGCAUCGAUAAUAUGCAAUUUUUUUGGUGAUUAGUUAACUAAAAAUUUGCAGAGCCACGAGUCGAAUUCGAAAUGGGCGCUAUUAUCGAUAUUCUGAAGCAGGUGUCACUCGGAAUGAACUAUUUGCACUCGAAAAACAUAAUUCAUCGGUGAGCCACUUUUUGCAAUAUUUUUUACUGUUCCAAGAAUGGCUCAAAAAUGCUGAUUUAUUGUUGUUCCAUGUUAGAACGCGCGGGUGUACCUCGUACAUCGAAAACUAAAAUUUGAACUUCCAAGAAAGGUUGCCUCGAAUAAAAUUCAAAUAUUGCAGAGACCUGAAAACGAACAAUAUUUUUCUGAUGGACGACAUGUCGACAGUGAAAAUCGGCGAUUUCGGACUGGCGACCGUCAAAACGAAGUGGACGGUGAACGGCGGACAGCAGCAGCAGCAGCCGACCGGAUCCAUCCUCUGGAUGGUCGGUUUUUAGCCAAUUUCUGAAAAGAAUACCAGGACUCGACAAAUUUCGGCCCAGGCUUUUUGAAGCCUGGACUUUUGACCCGAUCGCAAUGAUCCGAUCGGGACCAAACUUUGCAGACUUUUAGGAUAUGGGUUGAAGUAUAUAGGGUGAUCAUCUGAUCCCGAGAUUAACUGGUUUGAGGCCGUGGACACGAAAUACAUCAAUCCAAGUCCAAAAAGCCUGCAAAGUUUGGGCCCGAUCAGAUCACUGAAAAGCUUGGGCCGUGUUUUUGCUCAAGCCUUGAAAAAUACUGAGCAUUUAGUUCAAUAGAGUAACUAAAUUUCCCACUGGGAAAAGCGAAACACUAGACACCAGAAAAUGUGUCCUCAGAACAAUUUUUCCGAAAAAUGUUUCCAGUUUCACCGAUCAAAUGAAUUGUUCAUGAUUACCCAAAAGUAUUCAGCGGUGUCAUUAACACGUGCGAGAUUGCAGGCGCCGGAAGUGAUCCGAAUGCAGGACGCGAACCCGUACACGCCUCAGUCGGACGUCUACUCGUUCGGCGUGUGCAUGUACGAGAUCCUCUCGUCGCACCUGCCCUACUCGAACAUCAACAACCGCGACCAGAUACUGUUCAUGGUCGGACGGGGCUACCUGCGGCCGGACAAAUCGAAAAUACGCCACGACACGCCGAAGAGCAUGAUGAAGUUGUACGAGCACUGCAUCACGUUCGACCGCGACGAACGACCCGUUUUCGGAGAGGUUUGUACCGGUUUUUUGUUCAAUUUUCUCCUCAAAAAUUUUCAAGAAAAUUGAGAUCGAAUUUGGUAAAUGUAUUAUUGGGGCACCGGACAGAAAGGGCGCGCUGUUCGCAAUCUGGCCGAAUUUCUAGGCCGCGAAGUAAUUUUCCACUGAAAAUGUGGCCUAACUUUUCAAACUCGGCCCCGAGGUCGCUCAAUUUGCACUGCAAAAGGAGUUUAUCAACAGAGCGCCAUUUCUGCGCGGUGCCCCUAUAAUAAAUCGAUCCUUAUCGGAUCCGAGAGUUUGCAUGAACGGAGUGUCGUAACGCGCUUGGUUUUUAUUAAAGUUGAUUAAACCAAGCGCGUUACGACACUCCGUUUCUACAUUUACCAACGAGUGCGAGAGCGGUGCCAUCGAGAAUUGCGUCAAAAAAAGUUCCGCCAAAACGCUCUAUUUUUGCAGGUGCUCGAGCGGCUCCGCUGCAUAAUCCUGCCGAAACUGACGCGCUCGCAGUCGGCGCCGAACGUGCUUCACUACGAUUCGCAGUACUCGGUGAUGGACGCGGUCAUCCGCAGCCACAUGGUCUCCUCGACGUACAUCCCGCCGGCCAACGCGAAAACGCCGCAAUCGGCGGCGGCGGCGGCGGCGGCCAACAAAAAGGCCUAUUACAACGUCUACGGCCUGAUUUAG